Molecule: messenger RNA, 1599 nt
Organism: Lactuca virosa
Lineage: Eukaryota; Viridiplantae; Streptophyta; Magnoliopsida; Asterales; Asteraceae
Source: the annotation of a GenBank genome assembly
AUGAAACAUGGGUGCUUUAAACUACUUAGCAAUUUGAGAAACAGAGAAAGAUUCAUGGAGAAGGAGAAGGAGAAGCAAUUCAAUGUGGGAGAUUUGGUUUGGGCGAAAGUUAAUUGUUACCCUUGGUGGCCUAGCAUCAUUUACGAUGAAGCCCUAACAAGUAGUCAUGUUCAACAAGCAAAUAAAGAAGGUUUGAUGCUUGUUUCAUUUUUUGGCGAUAAUUCCUAUAAUUGGUUAGAUCCAAAGAAACUCCUUCAUUUUGAAUCGAAUUUUAGCAUGUAUUCAAAUCGAUCUAGUUCUCGUUUAUUCUUGAAAGCCGUGAAUGAAGCAGUUUAUGAGAUCAAUCACAGAGCUGCUCUAGGAUUGACUUGUCCUUGCCUAUUUUUUUCAUCGUAUAGACCUGCACCUGUAGAAGGUUUUCUAGAAGUUGAUAUUGAUGGAUAUAGCACUGGAGGGGUUUAUUCAGUGCAACAGAUUGAAGGGUUCAGACAAGAAUUCCAACCACUUCAAACACUUUCGUUUGUCCAGCAAUUGGCUUUGGAUCCCACAAAUGUGCAUCAGGAUCCUAGCCUUUUAAAGGAGGUAGCUAGAGUUCUUGCUUUUCGUAAAGCAAAAUAUGCAGAGAUUGAUGAACCUUAUUUUCUUGCAUUUGGGGUGCAUCCUCAAGGGCUGGUAGAUCCUAGCAUGACCUCAAAUCAACAGGAGACAACUUUACUUCAAGCUCCAGCUCCAGUUGAUGAUGAGAAAAAGCCUACAAUCAAACUCCAAAAUAAAAAGAAAAGACGCCUUGCAACCCCAAAACCAAAUGCUACUAAAACAAGUCACAAGGUGAAAAGGAAUCUGCAUCAUGAUUCUCAAGAUGAUGUUCCCGAGAAGAAGAGACAGGUGAAGGUUGAGAUUAUUGAUAAAAAGCUGGAUAUCAUUUCCACCACCACCACCAGUGAUGAUAAGCAGCAACCUCAACCUGAGGCCGCAACCACAACCACAACCACAAAACGUGAGCUGCCAUUGAAGAAGAGGCAGAGAAGGAGAUCAGUCAGCAGUAUAGGGUGUCCGAAAUUGGCUUUGGUGUUGUCUUCCAAAAGAGAAAGAGAAAGAAAGAAAGAAGAGAAGAGUGGCAUUAGCAUAGUGGAAAAGGGGCCGAAAAUGGUCCUAUCAAUGAAGUUCCCUCCAGAUGCCGCCCUACCAUCAGUUUCAGAACUGAAAGCCAAGUUUGCUAAAUUUGGGCCAAUGGAGAUAUCAGGUGUUCAUGUCAGUUAUCUCAAAUCAAGAUGCCAGGUGGUCUUUAUGAACAAGCCUGAUGCCCAGAAAGCCUACGAGCAUGUGGUCAAGUUCAAGAAUAUGUUUGGUCAAACUCACGUCUUCUACAGAUUACAUCCUUUUGGCAACAGCAUAAAAGAAGCAAAAGAAGGCAGCAAGGAAACUGCUCUUGUUACCUCUUCACAUAUGCAGCAGGUGAAUCAAGAAACAACGUAUGCAAACAAGUAUCAGAAAGCAGCAGCAGCAGAGGUGAACCAAGGAGGCGUUGACAUUUCUGAUAAGAUGCUAUAUCUGCUUAAUGAAUGCAGCCGUAUUGUGUUUGAACUGAAGCAAUUUUAG